Messenger RNA from Lingula anatina, 2805 nucleotides. RefSeq names its product serine/threonine-protein kinase 17A. Gene Ontology annotation, molecular function: ATP binding; protein serine/threonine kinase activity. NCBI's taxonomy places the organism in Eukaryota, Metazoa, Brachiopoda, Lingulata, Lingulida, Lingulidae. The record is from RefSeq and is a predicted model, not a curated record. Gene Ontology annotation, cellular component: nucleus. Gene Ontology annotation, biological process: positive regulation of apoptotic process; protein phosphorylation; intracellular signal transduction.
AUCAAACCGCUCCAUUCAUUCAUGAUGCAGCACACAGGAAUUUUGUGGCCGAGCGAAAGAAGGUAGUUCAACAAAACUGCGGGAAAUUACCAAGCUUAUAAACGCUCAACGCAUCAAGGAAGUUAGGUUGUACUGAUUUUGAUUACCAAGCAGGUUGAUAUUGGAUACCUGACGGGAAAUUUGUGCGCGAGGUGUCGGACUCCGGUGACAAAUUCAUAACUGCCAUUUGAAGUUUUGCACCGAUUCGAGUUUGUCAUUAGAGGGGAUAAGCAGUUAUCUGCGUUCAUAAAAUUAUCUUCACAUAUCUCACAUUUAUAAUGUGACCUAACCGUUUCUGGUCGACGUCAUUCUGUUUAAAUCUGAAUUAUCAUCAGCACGAGCGAGGAAUUAAUUGUGGACAAUCAGACUGCACUGGUGACAGAUCGUGAUAAUAAGGCCGAAAAUAUUCAAUUUUUUUCACACGGUCUUUUUAACUUGGUCAGAACGGGUAAAAAGUUGGAUCAAGCAACACAACCUUCUUGUGUCACACCAACAGACACAGAGAGGGUCGCAGUGAAGGGACACCAGUGAAUUUUACCACAUUUGUGGGCCAACGAUGAACAGUGUCGAACUGAAUAAUAUUUUGGAUAGAUUACUGAAUUUGAGAAUGAUGCCUGCGGGAGAACACAAACUCAACUGUGACAUCAGGCAAGAGCCCCUAACAGAGAGAUUUACCAUAGAGGGCGAGAUCGGAAGGGGCAAGUUUGCUGUGGUACGCAAAAUACGAGACAACCACUCUGGCCAGGAAUACGCUGCCAAGUAUAUACGUAAACGGAGGAAAGGCAAGGAUGUACGCAGUGAGAUUUUGCACGAAGUCGUCAUGCUAGAGAUGGCGCUGGCACACCCACGCCUUAUAGACUUGAAGGAAGUGUACGAAACAUCACAUGAGCUGGUUCUCAUCACAGAGUAUGCUGCAGGCGGGGAACUCUUUCACCACAUUGAUGAAGAAGAAUCAUUCAAAGAGAAGGAGGUAAUACACCUAAUGCGGCAGAUCAUGGAAGGGCUGGUAUUUCUACACGACAGGAACGUUGUACAUUUAGACUUAAAGCCUCAGAACAUUCUCCUGACCAAUCCUCAUCCCCAUGGCGACGUCAAGUUAUGUGACUUUGGUUUUGCGCGAUUGGUCAACUAUGGAGAAGACAUCAGGGACAUCAUUGGGACGCCAGACUAUGUUGCACCAGAAGUUCUAAGUUAUGAGCCCAUAGGUACCUACACAGAUAUAUGGAGCGUGGGGGUGCUUGUCUACGUGAUGCUGACAGGGUGCUCGCCAUUUGCUGGAGAAGACAAACAGGAGACGUUCCUGAAUAUCUCCCAGGUCAACCUCGAUUUCCCAGAAGACCUAUUCUGUGAUAUCUCGGAAAACGCCAUAGAUUUCAUCUCUAAAUGUCUGGUCAGGCAGCCAGGAGAGCGCAUUUCAGCACGCGACUGUCUGCAGCAUUCCUGGUUGAAAGUGGAAGUGCCUACCUCACCUGCCCUGCUGCGAUCCCCUCUAGGCUCUCCCAUUGGCUGUCGCAGGACACACCCCCCUGAGAGCCCCCACAAGAAACAAGACCUGGGCACGCCCAAGAAAUUCAAGUACAACACUGGGGAGUCUAAAAUAUGCCCAAACGAGGAGCAUUCUAGCAAUAUCUAUAAAGACGAAAAUUCGGAACCGAACACAGACACUUGUAACGCCACCGGCAGCAAUAUCACCAGUACUAGCAAUAACAGUAACAGUGGCAGUGAAACCACGCAACAAUGUACUGUCAAUAACAACAUAAACAAACUACCAGAACUGACAGAGGAACAACUUGUUUGCUAGGAAUUUUGUUGUGACAAAGACUAGAAUAUGGGCCGGGUCCUUAUGUAUCUACUUAUGAGUCCUUUGAAAGGGAAGAUGAAAGGUCUUAACUGUUGAUUGCAUUAAUAUUUGAUUGAAAUGUUUGCAGAGAUUAUUACUUGAAAUUGUCUUUGUGUGUGCUCUUAAUAGUUUAUUUUGUUUAUUUAUUUUUUCUGAAAGACUCGGUCUUUGAUAGUCAUUAAUACCUCACAGACAGACUUAUUUAUUUCCUGAUUUUUUUUUCAAAUCCUGUACACUUGACCUGUGAUAAGUUCAAAAUGUGUGAUCCCAGAAUUCAGUGCAACAUAUCCCACAAUUCCACUAAGAAGGACCAUGGUCUCUUCUUGAUGUAUUGGAACAUGUGAUUUAAUCUUGAUGCAAUAUACUGUAAACAAAUUUUCUUAGAAUAUUUUGCCUGGUUUUGGUUGUAAAACAAAGUUUUGGUCUUAAGUGUGACUAUCUUGUGGAUAUUUCCAAUGGGUUGGGACAAGUAUUUGAUGAAAUUUCCUUGAAACGUUUUCAUUCAGCCUGACGAAGUACAAUAUUGCAUUAUCAGGUAUAUUGUAUUUAAUUUUACUGCCAUUGGUGUGAAGAAAGUAAUGAAUGUUGCCUUGACUACCACUGAGUGGGAGGGAUAAAAUCAUCAGCAUUAGGGACAGAGGGCUCUUUGGUGUUGUUACACGUGGGGAUUUGCAAGUGGAGCUUUCUUUUCUUAACUUAUUUAUUAUUUCAUAUUAUAAAUAUAUUUUGUUUCCUUAAAGUCAUUGGAGGGUGAACAGCAAGUUUCAAGAAGAAAAUUGUGGACCAGAAGUUACGUAUUUAGGUACCAUGGUUCAGUAAUGUAGCUUAUUCCGCUUCCUACUUUGUAAAUCUCGAACAGUCACACCACAUCCGACUCUGCAAAAAUGGAGAGAUCACGGACAGCAAGAUUGUUUUUAUUAAGAGAG